AUAGUAUUUGGUAGACACACAGCUAUUGAACUUUGCUGGCAAGCUGAAUGCGGACCGCUUUCUCCCGAGAAAUUAAGAUAUUGUAGGAAACUAUCAAAGGUAUAGUUUAUUUUACAUUCGUAAUUAUUUUUCCGCCGUUUAGUUCAUGAGAGAACAAGCUCGUAAUAGCAUGACGCAAUCAUGCUUGCGGUAGUCAUUGCACAUUCCUUUGUCAACUGACGUCGAGUUAGAGACUGUGGUAGUUAUCCCGCAAAGCAACUUGUUUUACGAGAUUUUUAACGGAAAUAGGUAUUUAGAAUUGCAAAAACUUCAAUACAGAACCAAACAGGAAGAACAAAAGGAAAGUAUCAAAUCGGUUUUACGGAACUUUCCUGAAUUUUCUUUGCUUUGAAAUACGCAUACUUAGCAAAAUUUACAAUUUGCGCUUUUAUGAUAAUUUUUUUCUCCUCCAUUCAGUAGGAGAAUAAGUUAUUUCUCUCGAAGUCAGCUGAGAAAUAUGUCCGUCUCGUCCUCGCAGAGCAACUGAAAAGUUGGUUAUGGCAACAAAUUAAAGGAAUGUAAGGUUUCGCAUAUAGCGGCUCGCAUAGAGACAAACACGCCGUAGUUCGAAGUUUAUCCGCACUGAUAAUAUAAUAUUAUUGAUAAAAAGUUUGAGGAUAGUCUCAUCAUUUUAAAACGUAGCUUUGAUAUCAGCUUGUGUUUUUUUAAAUAAAAAGCGCUAGAAUUUACCAGAAAUCUCUACAUUAAGCAUCGUAAGAUUACUUCACUGCUUGUUUUAUCCAGGUCAAAGGCGAAGCCAACGUCAUGUCUAUUCUUCGUAACACAUAUUUCAUCAUGCUUAUUCAUACUCUCUGCACGGUAAGUGGUUAAACAAACCUCAACUUCAGACAUCCACCUCCUAGAGAUAAUUUAUUGUUUAUAGUUUAAUAGAAGUGUUCUUAAAAACGAUAUCAUUACUUAGACAAAACAGCUGAUAGAACAUAAAGCCAUGAUGAUGAUGCAUAGACGAAAUAAUUUCUGUAAUUAAUGAAAUUAAUCAUUCGGUGUGAAGGAAAUUUGAAUACAAAUAACAACAUCAAAAAUAUUUUUAGAGUAACAGGAAGCUUAAAGUUCUUAAACAGCGUAGAACUCCAACAAAUUGUAAAUAAUUAAGAAUGCAUGUACAGUAUCCCGACAACGAAAUUUCUUUCAACCGGAAAAACUGCUUCCUUUGCAAAUAAACUCGGAAUAAAUGCCGACAUUCCAGAAAACCCACUAAUUUGCCGAUUUAGAGCCGACUCUAGGUAAAGACUAUCCACUUUGAUUGCACCGAAAAAAAUCAGCUGAUGAAUAUGGUAGCAAUAGAAAAACUUUUGUGGGAGUUUGGGAAGAACUUUCCCUGUUUCUAACUUACUUUUUUUUCCCUCUAACCUCGAACGGUUAAAUUUUUCAAUUUUUACGAAUAAAGACUCUUUUUUUAAGCCGUUUUACGAAUAAUUUUCAUCUCACUGAGGUGCUCUGGGGAUUUUCCCUUUCAGUUUCGAAACGAACAAAGGUUGUUUAUAAGUUAUAUCGAAAUUGAAAGUAGCCGAGCUAUUUCAGGAAUGAGGAGUAUACAAAACCGUCACAUGAACUAUUUGCAGCUGUUUUUCCAGUAUCGGCAAGAAAAAUUGUUUAAUUUCUCCCAAGCUAUCUUCAUCCUGAGUAACUUAACUAGCAAUUGUUGGGGGGUGGUUUAUCAAUAAUCAAAACACAUUUCAGGCGAAAUUCGACUUCCGUGAGGUGAUACAGCCCCACGAAGGCAUUUCUUGCUUCCUAGUAUCAUUGCUCUAUCUGCUGUCCAGAUCUUUAAGUUAAUUAACCCCGUGCACACAAGCUAAGUAUCACCUCCAUCGCGGUACUGGGGAGGAGAGGGACGGGACGGAUGGAACUCUAAAGAUUGCAAUAUCUUGAAAAUUUUAUACCUCUUAAUGUAUAGUCUGUUACGUCAUCUACAGAACACUUAGUUCGACAACGUACUCGCUAAUUGAAGCAAACCCUACAUUGUUAGUUUUCAGUACAAGUAGCGUCUAACAGAAGCUGUAGGUGGAAUCAGCUGACUAUCUCGAGCACUAAAGGAGUUGAAUGUUUUCCCUGUCCCAAAUGUCCCGAGGGUCAGGGCAUGGUCCCGCAGUGUGGAUCACGUGUCACCACUAAUGUCACAGUGGAGUGUGUAGAAUGUACACCUGGGAAAUCGUACUCGGAUAAGCAUGAUAUCUCCUCGUGUAAGCCGUGCACUAUCUGUGACCCUAACGAAGAAACGAUCAGACCUUGUACUGCUACGGAGAAUGCUGUUUGUGGAGAAUGCAAUGCUGGGUAUGUAAACGAACGAGUGUUUGGGUAAACUGAGAAUCUUUAAGAGAUGGUGUGUCAGGUUUUUCCUUUUUCACCAAAAAACAAUAACUGCAUGUAUCGUAUCUUUCAAAGGCAAACAUCGCCUUAUGAAGAGAGCGUAAUAUGCUUUCAGUUGAAUAAUUGCAACGCUGUUCUUUAUGCAAUUUAGUCCUAACUUUCAUAUGUCAGAGAGUAUUUUUUAUCUUGAUUUAACACCAAAUUCUCGCAACUAGUUUAAAAGGAAAUAUGUUGCAGCUAGAGGGGAGAAUAAACAAUCAGAUCUUGAGAGGCAAAAGGUUAAUUUCAAAAAGCCUAAGCUGAGACCCUACCUUCAAACCCUACCUCAUCUUCAUCAAUUGAAGUUAUCAAAGCUGCAAUUUUUUACCGUGCACGCGUUAUAAUUAUGCACAGAAAGGAUACGCAACGCAGUACUGAUGAAAUGCCACGAUUAAAGGUUAUCUGAAUGUUUUUUCGCGUUUCGUGACAGCUUCUAUCGAGCUAUAACCGGAGAUUGCAAACCUUGUAUGAGAUGUUGUGCUGAUAGGAAAGACGAAGAUAUAGAGAAACAGUGCAGUGUUCAGUCCAACCUCCCUGCAAACCAGGUAUGUCGAUACGAUGUCAACACCAUCAAAUGCGCGCCUACUGUUUACAGGACAACUGCGCCUGCUGUGUUGGUAUCCACGGCUCCUGCAAUCGCACAUGACAAGAUGGCCUACCGCUCUGAGGACAGAGGCAAUGCUAGUACUAUUUGGUUUAUAGCCGUUGUGGCUUGUGUUGCUUUUACUGUGUGUGUUUUCUUUGGAGUGAUGUUAUUUGUCUGCUACAGAAAGCAAUUUUUGUCACAGUAUUUGUGCAACACAAGAGCGCAUGCCGACGGAGACUGCGUGACUUCAACUCGUAAGUAUCUAGUCAUGCUUAGGACCAGGAUAAAAGAAAUUACACAUAUCUUUUCAUGUUUUUAACCAUAUUUUGGUUACAAAAUUAAAAUUUGCAACCAAAAUAUGUUUUGAAUCAUAUCGGCUGUUUUCACACCAUACCCCUCUCUUUAAAUUAGGCGUAUGACCCUUUCCUCGGAGUUAAAAUUGCUUUAGCAUGGGUCUUUAUAGAAACUCUUUAGCUUAAGUCUAUCCUUUCCUCUGAUAAAUUAAAUGAAAUCAUCGAUUUUUGCGGAUGGACAGGUAAGCAUUUGUUCUAUUCGUAGAACUGAGUGUAAUCUCCCCUCAAAUAUACAGUAGAAAAGAAGAAGUUAUACUUUUAGUUUUAACAAGCCUACAUGUUUGCUUCCCUUACAGCAACCCAAGUUGUAUGUAAUCAGCCUUCAAGUCCUCCGAUUGUGACUGGGAAUGACUUUCCUAAAUUGCAAAUGGUAUGACGUCCGUAACUUUCAUAGCCAAUUGAACAGGAGGAGAUAUCUACAGACACUACACCUGCAUGGCACUGCGGCCCACGUAGCCUUUUUUGGUUAAUGUUCCGAUUAUAAAGAACUACUGAAAUUUACCCAAGUAAACAUUAUUAACAAAGACGACGCAGCCCAGAGGAUAAAUAAUGACCAGCUCCUGACGAAAAACCUGACUGAAACCCAUGGAUAAAAUGCUAACAUAUUUUAACUUAACGUUAUAUUUAACAAGAUAAGGAAAAUAAGUGAUUUGGAUUAGAUCACAGUCUUAGCUCAUAUUCAUUUUCUAAUCUUAUGUUAGUUAUGUUAGUGAGCUAUUUGCAAAUGCGACGAAAUUUGGCACCAAGCUCCUCUUUAAGGUGUAAACAAGGCGGGAAGGAGGGCUCCCUCGAGAUCCUUUUUCACUCGUCAGGACUCUGAAUUACAUAAUUUAUAGUAGCCUUGAUAGCACAUGAGAUACAUUGUGGAUCAGAUAUGGAAGGCUACGAUCGGCGACAAAGUUUUUGCCACAUUACUGGUGAUACCACAUUCAUAGUCUGGAAGAACUCAUCAAUUCCAUUCCUUAUAUGGUCCCGUAUCCUUAUUUUUUACAUCCCUCUUUCUCCAGUUUUUCAAUAUUGCACUUUGUUUCCUUUGAUUGUGCAACAUUGAAUGGAAGAAGAGGGUAUUAAAGAGAACUGUCGUUAAUUUAUAAUGUUACUUUUUAAAACUUCCUAAUGGGAGUAGCGUGAAUGAUGCCAGUGAUGUGUGUCAAACAGUUUUGUCGCGGAUUGUUUUGCUUUAGUUAAAUCUAAAGCAAGCCCUGAUUUACGAAAGUCGAUAAGGGAUCAGGUGCAAUCCCAAAAUAUUUUUGAAAUCCAAAAAAUUUUUUAAUCGUAGAAACAGGAUUUUUAAUAAAAAUUCUGUUUUAAAAGUUUUACGAUCCAAACAACAUUUACAAAUCCUGAACAAAAGAAUAAAUUAAAAGGUUUUUGGGAUUUCCCCUAAUCGGCUUCCGUAUGAUUAGAGGUGUUUAUCGCAGACUUUGAGAUUCUUCGUGUGGAAACAAGCUUUUGCUUUCAAAAGUACUAGUCAACAAGUGAAUAAGGGGAACAACGCAACAGAGGCCUCUUCCUGUCCAAGGUGCUGCCUGAUGUGGCCUUAGGCCGCGUUGUUCAAAACACGAUAAACCUAACCAAGGGUUAGCCAACAAUUUUUCAUCUAGCUUUGCAGCUUUGCAGUUAGUUUUAAUUGGGCUUAUUUUUUUCCUCCAGUUUUGUCUCACGCUAUAGCUAAGGUGAAAUCCCUGAAAACGUAAGCCCAAAUGUACGCUUUAUUUCAAGACAAGGACAAGUUAAACUUUUAAUCGCGGAGUAUUGCUGGCGUCUUUUUGCACAACUGGGCUCUGGUGCGUUUGAAGAAAGCUUUAUAAUGCACUUCUAUCUCAGGCGAAAAUGCGCAACGCUAAAGGAUUAAGUAACAUCGCCUUCAUAAUCGAGAUAAAGUAAUGGCA
Molecule: messenger RNA, 5240 nt
Organism: Pocillopora meandrina
Lineage: Eukaryota; Metazoa; Cnidaria; Anthozoa; Scleractinia; Pocilloporidae
Source: the annotation of a GenBank genome assembly